Messenger RNA from Meira miltonrushii, 2648 nucleotides. RefSeq lists its product as uncharacterized. Lineage: Eukaryota; Fungi; Basidiomycota; Exobasidiomycetes; Exobasidiales; Brachybasidiaceae. The coding region runs from base 285 to 2648 and encodes 787 amino acids. The transcript has 5 exons. The record is from RefSeq and is a predicted model, not a curated record.
CGCAUGUAUUAUGUACAUCGAAGGUCCAUUCAUACAUACACACAUAUGAACUCUAUGACCUCGUGGUGAAUAAUGAAAUGAAUCAUGAGGUACUCGUUAAUGAUCGACAAUACGCUCGGAUAGCAUUACCAAUCCGCUAGGAACAGUAUUUCAAAAUGAAUUGAAUUUGUGCAAAUGCAGUUUUGCGGACACAAAAUCGUUUCAAUCCUUACUCUUGAUGAAUGAAAUUGAUGUUUGAUCAUGAAUACCAUUCUUACAACCAUUCAUCUUCAUAGUCCCGCGAUAUGGAUAUCGGUGACCUUGUGAAUUUUACCAAUCCUUGUCUUCAGUAUGAGGAGAUGUUGGGCGAGGGAAUUUUGUACCUUGGACUUCCCGAUCGUCUACAAGAACAUGGCUGGAAAUAUUGCUCAAGCAUGAAAAAUAGAACGUCAAAUCAUCCCACUUUCAAGCCUAUAUUGCAAAGCGCAAUCAUACGAUAUAAAGGAACGAUCAUGCAAUUCCAAGAAAUCGAUCUCGAAGAUAUGGAGAGCGAAUUGGAGAAUUUGAUCGAGAAAUGUCGAAAGCAAUGUCUUCCAUUUGACUGCAGUAUUGUAGAGGAUCGUACCAUUACAUCCUCUCGGCAGAUCUCCUAUCAUUCUUUCCCAAUCAAGCAUGAUCAUGCAUUGACAAGACAACCUUCUAAAUCGAUUCAACAAGAACAGAGAGGAAGGGCUGAUGAAACCUUGUACGCACACGUUCUUACUAUCCGAACAGCAUUGACAAGCGCACGAAAGCAAGAAUUGAAGCAAUAUCAGAAAGCAACCCAAUCUUCAAAACAAAGGCGAGAAGCAGACGUGACCUGGUUGAAGUUGACUGCACCUCGAGCAAUCUGCUUUCUCUCCAAGUAUCCGUUGCACUUUCUUUUUGCUGAUAUCUUGCGAUUUGCUUAUUUGCGAUAUGGCGGUAAAAGCCGAAUGAUCGACUUUCUCAAUCAUUGUUUCCUUACUCCCGUUACUUCCCUUGAUAGACAAAUUCAAAUAAAGAUUUCUUCGUUGGAAGAUGAUGUUCAUUUCACUCACGUAUCCACUUGCACCAUCAACGACAACGUUUCCAUCCCUGACCCAAUCCCAGCCAUUCUGACGGCCGCGAUCAAUAAAGAACAAUGUCUUGAUGCAAUCCUCCUCGACAAGCGGGUAGCACUUGUUUCAGAUUCGGUGACGCUAUUGUCCUUCUGUGCAAGAGAGCUGGAAAGCUUACUCGGUAGCCAAAUUGUUUAUCCAAUCGUACACCACACCGAACUUCAUUCGAUCAUUGCAAAAGAGCAAGGGAAAUAUAUUAUUCCUGUUCAACGACAAAUGAGUCAUGUUUUAUCAAUGACGGAAAUUCACAUCAUCGAUCUUGACAGAGGCGUAUCCAAACACAAAGGCUCGUCUAAAUUAUCCAAAUGGUUGCCGACCCGAUCAAAAUUGUCCGACAGGCAUCGAUCAACAUCCGUUUGGCUCGAUCGAGAUUUAUUUGGAUUCAAGAACAGCACCUUCCGCAAUGUUGGCACGAUCGAAGUGGGUAAGCCCGUUUCGUUCGGUGGUGCUCCUUCUGGUGAUCUGGCACUUGAAGCGCUUGACGUGCCAAACAGAGGCUGGACGAUUCAAGAAGUCGUUGGAGAGAUGCAAUCAAUCACGAACAAGCCGCCUACUAGACCACUGACAAAGCGAAAAUCGAUGCUGUUUGGCAGAAAGAACAAAGUAACAUCUUCGGCUGCAAAGGACCUUUCCAGUCCAAAGCUGCAAGAACCUGCCGCCGAAAGAAUUGAAAUUACCCCACAAUUACCAAAACUUGAAAAUUACCAAAUCGGACCAAUAACAAACGAAUUUGUGGGUGAGCGAUCACAUGAUUCAGUCACCGCUGUUGAUCAGCCAUACGAAUCAUUCCUUGGUCUCAAGGAAGGGAAGAGAUGGCAAGAUUUACGUAUACGAGCUGUUCAAUCAUAUAGCAACAUCGAUGUGAUCAAACAACGUAAGCGAAAUCGUAAGAUAGGUCGAAUUCUGGAAGAUGGCGUAAAAGAGUUUUCGAGUUAUGAGGAUGAUGAUUUGCCUAAUGCACUUUCUAUUGACGCACAAAAGCAUUUUCCCACCGAAGAUGCAAAAGGAAGGACUGAAUCACUGCAAACGCCUCGAAGUCAAGCGACCGGGUUCACAUCAACGACUGAAACUAUGCCACUCACACCAACGACGGCACAGAUUCCAAGAGCACCAUAUCAAUCAAAGAAAGAAGAAGAGGAGCCAAUACCAUCCUCAUCACCACCCGAAAGACCUAGAACGCCAAUCGUGACUUCUUCGCAUUUUGAUUGGUUAGAAGAUGUUGAGAGUAUGCAAGUUCAACUUGAACAAAUGAUUGAACGGUUAGAGAAUGAGAAUGCGGAACAAAUCAAUAGCGUUGAGCAGAAUCAUGAAGAAUAUGCAAGGAUAUGGCAAGCAUUCUGUUUGACUCCCCCAACAAAUCGAUCGGAAGAAGUGAAAAAUUCAACAAGUAAUGAAUUUCAACAAAUUGUAGAAUGGCGUAAUGAUGUUCAAGGUGGUUAUUUUGAUGAGGAACCGAUGACGAGCUUUUUUGAUGAUGAUCUUUUCAAUUCAAGUUGGAAUACUCGAUGGGAAAGGCGGAAUAGUGUAUGA